UAAUCAGGUGUAGAGGGUCGGAGUGCUCACAGCCUUCAGGAACGGAGCACGACACUUGUUUCAGCCCAUACGUCUCUACAUACUGUAAUGAGGCAUUGUUCACAUUGUUAAGUCGCUAACUGAAGUCUUAGUUCCCUGCAACAUUCUUGCUGGUAAUACGUAGCAUCCACCGAAAACAACAAGAACGAGGUCCGCAACUGAAGCCUGACAGGCAAGACGGGCUUGAUAACCUCUGCCAGUUAAAGUACCAGAUAAGGUUGAGAAGUCAAUUUCUGGAAGUAUGGCAAAAUUCUUGCCUAUUAUUGGCGAAAUAUACACCACAAUUGAAAGCGGCAUUUUAAUCACGACUGCUGGCGCGGCCAAAGUUUGUGGAGAUGACAAAGUUGCCAGGCAGCUUGCUAAUAGUGCAGGCAAAUCUUGGAAGGAAUACAGUGAAACAAAUGUUCUGGCAGCUCCAAUCAAUAUGGUCGUACAUGAAAACAAGAGAGAUUAUAAAAAGGUAAAGGAGCUUGAAGAUUCCUAUCUCAGUGCAGCAUCAUCUUGUGCAGAUGGCAUUCCUGUAGUUGGACAUGUUAAAGGAGUUGUUCACUAUGCGAUGGGCGACGUAGAUAAAGGAAAUAGGUCUAUGGAGGCUUCAACAAGAGGUGUGGCCGUCUUAGGUGCUGGAAUUGUUACAGGUGGACUUGGUGCUGGAGUGGCCGCAGGAGCUGCUGCUGGUAUUGGUGCUGGGGUUGCAUAUGACGCCACGGCGACUAUUGUUGAUGAUGCAGUAAACGGGGAAGGCGCAACACUCCACGGAUCUAUUGCUUUAGCUCGUGCAGAGAAGAUGAACACAAAAGAAUUUGUUGGUGGUAUUCUUGGUAUUGCUGGUGAUGGACUGACAGGCGCUGGUGGAGCGCAAGUGGGAAAAAAUAUUCGAACCCCCAUAAACGGACAAAGCACUUUACAAAAUGCUUGCAAAAAUUCAAAGGGUCGCAGAGGGACAGGAAGUGGUAACAGAACCGCUACUAAAGUUACUAUGGAGGAUGCCAAAGCGACCAAAAAAGCACAAGGAGCACUGAAUAAACAAAUUUCUUAUGCACCCUGUGAAAAUGCAUACUCAGCUACUUAUCAGAAAAGUGUUGGUCAUAGUGGAUUAAAUAACAAGGAAAUGAGGAAACAGAAACUUGAAAAUUUGGGUUAUCCAUCCAAAAAUGCUGCUGAGAGACCCCGUGGUUACGGUAUACCAUCUCAUCUCCAAACCAGAUAAGAUAACAUUACGCAAGUUUAACGAACAAGGCCACAAGCUGUAUGUACUGAACACCCAGCAUUUGAUAAUUUGGUGAGGAGGAAUCCAAAUUACAAUCAAGAGAACGUUAACACAACAACUAUUUAUAAGAAACAAGAUAUUACUAACACCACACAGGGGCGUGAGAACUGUCGAGCAUACGGUACCGGGAUGGGAAACGCGGUUACAGAUUGUAUUCCUGACAGAACUCCUCUUCCCACUUCUGGCUAUGUGAGGGAUGGAUUUGUGCCACAUUCAGCUGGUGCUGCCGUUGUUGAUUAUGCCGUAAAUAAUGACGAGGAGGAUGAAACAGAGAGUGAGUGAGGAUCUGCUUCGCGAGAAGCUUGGAGAACAUAGGCAUUUUUCCUU
Molecule: messenger RNA, 1636 nt
Organism: Scylla paramamosain (green mud crab)
Lineage: Eukaryota; Metazoa; Arthropoda; Malacostraca; Decapoda; Portunidae
Exons: 2
Coding region: 281-1249 (322 amino acids)
Source: RefSeq, a predicted model, not a curated record